GGGGGUUUCCUUGCCCCGUCCCAGCUGCGCACAGAGCUGCUCCGGCAUUCCUGCACGCUGCCGCCCGGGGAGCGGCGGGGCCCGGGACCCGGCACCGCGGGCAGGGAGAGCAAAGUCUGAGCCCCUCUGAAGCAUCAUGUGGGGCAUCUGGGCCUCGGCCCUCUGUGUCGGCGGCCUCCUGGGAGCCUGCCGAGGCGGGAAGCUGCCUGCGUUCAGAGAAGGGGACCUGUGUCCGCACCUACAGCGAGAGGAGCUGAGGCUGGAGCAGAGCAGUGACAGCCAUGCUGACAUCACGGGGUUUAACCUCAUUAAAAGUUUUGCUCUCCUGAAGACCUCAUCCAUCAAGAAAAUCCGCAAUCCCAAAGGCCCCCUGAUCCUACGGCUGGGCAGCACUGCCCUGGUCCGGCCCACGGAGCAGGUGUUCCCCCUUGGCCUGCCUCAGGAAUUCACCCUCGUCUUCACUUUGCUCCUGAAGAAGAAGAGCAGCAAGGAAGACUGGUAUCUCUUCCAGAUCACCGACCGGCAGGGCUACCCCCAGCUCUCCCUGGCAGUCCACGGCAAAGAGAGGAGCCUGGAGUUCCAGGUCAAGGGCCAGGAGAAGGAGUUUGUGAGCACGGUCUUCACCGGGAAGGGGGUCACCUCCCUGUUUGACCAGAAGUGGCACAAGAUGGUGCUGAGCGUGCAGAGCCAGGGGGUCUCGGUCCACAUCGAUUGCAGCUACAUCUCCGCCAAGCCCCUGGAGCCCUGGCGGGCGGUGGCCGGCGAGGGCAACACCUUCAUCGGUCUGGAUGCCAUGCAGGGCACGCCGGUCCAGUUCGACAUCCAGCAGGCGCACAUCUACUGCAGCGCUGAGCUGGCCGUGCAGGAAGGCUGCUGCGAGAUCUCAGCCAGCGGGUGCCCUUCUGAAGCCCCCAAAACCCGGAGGCAAGCAGAGGCCUUGCAGAACAACAACCUGAUUGAGAUCAACCCCCAGUCGGAGGGGAAGGUGUAUACCCGCUGCUUCUGCCUGGAGGAGACCCUGGGGGGCCAGGAGGCGAAGGCGCCAGGGCAAGUCGGUGUGAAGGGUAACCAAGGAGAAAAGGGCUACCAAGGCUCCUCUGGCCAGCCAGGCAUGCCAGCGGGCGAGUGCCCGCCCUGCCUGCCGAGAGCCCAGCACACCAACGUCACGCUUGGUCCCCCCGGCCCCAAGGGUGGGAAAGGAGAACGAGGACUGCCUGGGACCUUCGGCUCAAAGGGGGAGAAAGGCGAGCGCGGCUCCGACUGUGUGCGGACCUCCCCCGACGGCCCCUUGCAGUGUGCCGAGGGGCCGAAAGGCGAGAAGGGGGAGCGUGGCGAUGUGGGCCUGACGGGUUCGAUGGGCGCUGAUGGGCAGAAGGGCCAGAAGGGCGAGAAAGGCGACGGAGGGCUCCACGGGAAGCCAGGGCGCCCAGGCCACGACGGCCGGCCUGGAGAGAUAUGUGUGGUGGGGCCCAAGGGCCAGAAGGGUGAUCCAGGGCUUGUAGGACCAGAGGGGCUCGCUGGAGAGCCAGGUCCACCUGGGGUGCCCGGGCCCUCAGGGAUCGGACUGCCAGGGAAGCCGGGGGACCCUGGGGGCCCACCGGGUCCUAAAGGAGAAAAGGGUAAUUCGGGAGCUCCUGGACCCGAAGGUUCAACUGGGAAACCCGGGAAGCCCGGGACCCCCGGCCUGAAAGGCAACAAGGGUGAUCCAUGCGAAGUGUGUCCCACCAUCCCCGAGGGGCUGGUCGACGCCAUCGGCCUCCCAGGAAAGCCAGGGCCCAAGGGUGAGCCCGGAGCACCGGGGAAGGCUGGGAUCGCGGACAAGCCGGGACCCCGUGGACACAAGGGCGACAGGGGAGACCCUGGCAUCAAUGGGAUCAAGGGUGAGAAGGGUGAGCCCUGCUUGCAGUGCGACCCCGUUGUCCUGGCUGCCAGGCUGCGGAGCCUGGAGGGAGCACCCACGGGGGAGCCGGGGGCCCCGGAGAUCGGCCUGCCUGGGUUGCCGGGGAAAAACGGUGCUCCUGGGCUGGCUGGAGCCAAGGGACAAAAGGGGGAUGCUGGCCAGGAGGGACCUGCUGGCAAGCCUGGCUCUGCUGGUGCCAGAGGGGACGUGGGGCCCGAGGGUCUCAAAGGAGCAAAGGGGGAGCCGUGUGAGCAGUGCCCUUCUGGCUCAGAGGCGCUGGAAGGCGGGAAGAUUGUGGUGACCGUGCCCGGCCCUGCAGGGGAGAGAGGCGAGCCUGGUCCACCCGGCGUGGGACUGCCUGGCAAGGCGGGCAAACCAGGGGAGCCUGGGCAAAAAGGACAGAAGGGAGAUGCUGGGAACACAGGCGACCCUGGCAUCCCGGGCACAGCGGGGUUGCCGGGGCUUUCGGGAGAGCCUGGCACCAAGGGUCUGAAGGGGCCUAAGGGUGAAAAGGGAGACGCCUGCGAUGCCUGCCCCAGUCUCCAGGGCGAGUUCUCGGAUGUGGUUGGGAUCCCAGGAAAGCCCGGACCCAAAGGGGACCAAGGGCCUCCAGGCAUCGGACAGCCAGGCAAAGCCGGAAAACCAGGACUCCCAGGGAUCCAAGGGCCCCCUGGGCUGAAGGGGCUGCAGGGUGAGCCUGGGCCCCCCGGGAUCGGGCAGCAGGGUCUGGAGGGGGAGCCUGGGAAGACCGGCUUGCCUGGCCAGCGUGGACCCUCCGGACCUCAAGGGCCCCCAGGAGCAGCAGGAGAGAAAGGCAUCACGGGAUCGCCUGGGCCCAGAGGAGCUGAGGGCCCCCCCGGGCCUCCAGGAGCCAGUGUGGUUGGGCCACCGGGCCGCGAAGGGCAGCGGGGGCUCCCAGGGAUGCCUGGAUCCAGCGGGCUGAUGGGAGAGAAAGGCACCCAAGGAGAGAAGGGUGACCCCGGGGAGUGCACGUGCCCUCGUGCGGACCCCAUCUCCGGAGGGAUGCCGGGAGCCCCUGGACUUUGGAUCGGGACCUCCUGGCAGCCUCAGCCUGGCCCUCAGGGUCCCCCUGGUGCUCCGGGACCUCCAGGCCCCCCUGGUGCUCCAGGGCGACAGGGAAUCCCAGGACACAACGGUUUGCCAGGCCUGCCCGGACCAGCGGGGGAUUUGGGGCCGCUCGCAGUUGUGGCUGAGAGAAACAUCGCGGUGCUCAAGAACAUCUGUGGGGACUGCGCUCUGAUGCAGACCAGCUUGCCAGUGCCCAGUGGCCACAAAGGAGAGAAGGGCGACCAGGGCAUGCCUGGUGCUCCUGGCUUGGACAAUUGUGCCCGGUGCUUUGAGCAGUUCCCAAGUGCCGAGGAAGCCCGGGGGGAUGAACCUGACUGCGUUGGGGAGCCCGGGCACCCUGGGAGCCCCGGUCUGCCCGGACAGAGGGGAGAGCAGGGACCGCCUGGCGUGAGGGGAUCCCCAGGACCACCUGGACCCAUUGGCCCUCCAGGUUUUCCUGGAACACCUGGCGCACCCGGACUGCCUGGUCUCCAAGGCGAGCGUGGACCCGGUGGGCUCCCUGGUGCGAAAGGGGAACUGGGCCCCCCCGGUCAGCCCGGCUAUCCCGGUGCAACAGGACCCCCAGGCUUGCAUGGCAUCAAAGGUGAGCGAGGCCACACGGGAUCCCCGGGAGAGAAAGGGGAGUCGGGUCCCCCCGGUGCGGAUGGCAACCCCGGUCCCGCGGGGCCAGUGGGACCGAGAGGAGAGCGUGGACUUCCAGGAAACUCUGGGGAGAAGGGAGAUCAGGGAUUCCAGGGACAACCAGGCUUCCCCGGCUCACCUGGCCCCCCCGGUUUCCCAGGAAAAGCUGGAUCAACCGGACCCCCGGGUCCCCCCGCAGAGAAGGGCAGCCAGGGGAUGACUGGCUCCCCGGGAAUGCCAGGCCCGUCGGGUCCCCCGGGACCUCCUGGGAUACAGGGCCCAGCUGGCUUGGAAGGACUGGACGGCAAGGACGGGAAGCCAGGGUUGCGGGGUGACCCAGGUCCCCCAGGGACACCAGGCAUGAUGGGGCCUCCGGGCUUCAAAGGAAAAACAGGGCACCCUGGCCUGCCAGGGCAAAAGGGCGACUGUGGCAAACCCGGCCCCCCUGGGAACACUGGCCGGACGGGAGCAGAGGGGGAGCCUGGCCUGAUGGGACCCCAAGGCAGGCAGGGACCCCCUGGCCUUGCUGGCCCCCCAGGAAGCCCAGGCCAGCCAGGCCCAGCUGGACUCGUUGGAGUUGGACUGAAGGGUGAGAAGGGAUCAACAGGUGACAGAGGUCUCCCAGGGAUGCCCGGACAACCAGGACCCCCAGGUCACCCCGGACCAUUGGGCGAGCCAGGCUCGGACGGACCAGUUGGCAAAGAGGGCCCACCAGGGAAACCAGGACCUUUUGGACCAGCUGGUCAGAAGGGUGAAGCUGGGAUUCCAGGAGAGAGAGGGUAUCCUGGAGAAAAGGGACGAGCCGGCAUGCCCGGAGGACCAGGGAAAAGUGGCUCCAUGGGCCCCAUGGGACCACGUGGCCCUGCUGGUGAGAGAGGAACACCAGGCUCCCCAGGACCUGCCGGCAGCCCUGGCAUGCCGGGACUCCCAGGCUCAGUGGGAGACAUGGUGAAUUAUGAUGAAAUCAAGAGGUUCAUCCGCCAGGAGCUGACCAAAAUGUUUGACGAGAGGAUGGCAUACUACACCUCCAGGAUGCAGUUCCCUGUGGAGAUGGCUGCCUCCCCAGGAAGACCAGGGCCUCCUGGGAAAGACGGCUUGCCAGGGCGGGCAGGACCUCCUGGAUCGCCUGGGCUCCCUGGACAGAUAGGGAGAGAAGGGCGACAAGGCGUGCCAGGCAUGAGAGGUGAGCCAGGAGCAAAGGGCCAGAAGGGAGAGGUCGGCCUUGGCACGAUGGGAGAUAGCGGCCUGCCGGGUCCACCAGGUCCCCAAGGGCCACCAGGAUAUGGCAAGAUGGGUCCGCCAGGGCCUGUGGGACAGCAAGGUAUUCCGGGCAUUCCUGGACCACCGGGCGCUACAGGGCAACCUGGGAAGACUGGCCACUGUAACCCUUCAGAUUGCUUCGGCAUGAUGCCCUUGGAGCAGCCCAUGUACCAGCCCAAAAACAUGAAAGGACCUUUAGGCUGAGUGACGCGGCAGGGUGUUUGCACAAAGGACUCCAUUGGGGACAGCCAAAGCUCUAGUCCUCGCGACUGGUCGUGAAGUAUUUUUUAUUGCUGUUAAUAUUUUGGUUUUCUCCUUUUGGUUUUUCCAGUGGGGUCAAACCUCCCCCGACGGCAUUUGUGGGUGUAUGUACGUCUCUUCUCGUGUCUUUAAAGGGAAUUGUCAUGCGUGACCAGCCAAAAUACAUUUCAUGAUGGUGCCUUUUGCUUCUCAUUGCCAUGCACAACCCCCCGCCUCCGGAGGCCUCCCGUCUUACUCCGUUUCAUUCAUUACUUCUUCAAUCCCUUUCCACCACCCGCACUUUAGGCCCUGGGACUUGAAGUCAGUGGAGGGAGAAUAACAGCCUUGCCUCCUAGCCAACUUGGCCAUGACGUGCGCCUGGCCCUGCAUGCAGGCUUGUAGGUCCUGCCGUUCGAUGGCCAGGUCCCUGUUCUCAGGAGUGAGCAGACUGGCCCGCUACGCUACCCCACGUGCUUCCCAUCUGUGUUGCCUUCCACGCUCUGCCGCUCCUUUCAUUUGUAACAUGCCAGCGUCAUCUUUACUAACCGCUGGAAGCCUUCUGCCUUCUGUCCGGCACCAGCGUGGCUCGUUCCUCGCGGAGAGCUCGUUUCCAAGUCUUGCUCCUCUCGUUGGGGUGCAGCACGAGGGAGAAAUUCAGCUCAACAGACUGAAUUAAGCAAGCCACUUUUUGGCGCCUUCUGCCAGACUUUAGCGGCUCUUCUCGUAGCCGUGACGCAGAUCCAUCUGGAAGCUCGCUGGCCGUGAAUGCAAAGCACGGCUUUCCCCCUUCGGUUGGAAAACAAGCGUCUGAGCUUUAGACACAACAGCUGGAUUGCUAACGGCUGCCCCGUCCCCGGUUUCAGAUGUUAAAAGACAACAGCUGAGCAAUUGGUUUCAACUUGUCAGAUCUGUAUCCCAGCAAAGCAUUUUGCUUUCCUCCUCAAAGCAGGUUGAGCAAACAAGGCAGAACUAAUAAAUUACAUUCCAGCCCA
Molecule: messenger RNA, 6102 nt
Organism: Alligator mississippiensis (American alligator)
Lineage: Eukaryota; Metazoa; Chordata; Crocodylia; Alligatoridae
Gene: COL16A1
Product: collagen type XVI alpha 1 chain
Exons: 72
Coding region: 137-5074 (1645 amino acids)
Source: RefSeq, a predicted model, not a curated record